AUUAUACUUUAUUAAAUAUUUGAUUAUCUAUAUCUUAACGAUUUUUAUAUUGCUGCUAUCAAUGUAACAUUAAUUGUGGAGUAUCUCUUUAAAGCACCACUUUUUUAUGUGUGAUUAAUUUUUAACAACCGAAGUUGGUUUACAGAUUAUCUAAAAAUUUCGUAAAGAUAAUUAAUCUCGCAUGGAAUAUUCUCUACUAUCUAAAGUAAGGAUAACUGCACCCAAGUACAUAUUUUCAACUUUCUAUCUUGUAUAAAACAAUCUAAAGAUUGCGAGUGGCACAGAGGGCUCUGUAUGACGGCGUUGUUCAGUGUGCCAGUGCAUGUUGUGGCUCCUCGCAUUCACAGCAUAAAAUCGGAUGCAAUUGGAAGUUCGACCUUACAACAAAAGUAUGCAUGGAAUGAUUGAUGAUCUACCCUGUAACCUGUAAAUUUCCAACAAUCAAGAUACACUUUAUGCUGUAUUUGUUAGGUAGCCUUAGGUCUUAAUGUAUGAAUUAAAAUAGAGUCAUGAAGCUUGUAGAAGAAAUAUUACUUACCUACCUGAUAUACUCUGAAAUUACGAGUUAUUGCGUUUAAUACCUAAGGAUAUCUACCUGGAAUAGGACCGUGAUUUUCAACGUCGUAUAACAAAGACCCCUUAGAAAUGAAACGGAAUACAUCACGGUCUGUACAACAAAGUGAGAAGUAUAAAUCAUCUCGAAGUGAAGAUCACGAGGUUACACGUUCAAGAUCCGAAGAGAAGAUGCUACGGAGACGCGAAUGGAGGAUUCAACAAGACCUACAACGGGAACAUGAAAGAUUGAAGCAAAAGAAGAUUUACGAGUAUGAAAUGCGACGCGCUCGUGAAAAAGGUUUGCCGCUUCCCAAACCUCCAAGCUUUGCUCAUAGUAGGAGCAAAAGUAAAUCUCCAGAAAGUCAACCGAGAAGAACUUCCUCCAGUUCAACAAAUACUCCUAUUCUUUCUGAAAGAUUAGAGUCUACUGAUGGAAUGGCAUCAUUAUUUAAAGGACCAGAAGGUACAAAGAUUAGUGCAGUAGAAUUACGCAGAAUUAAAGUAGAUAUUCAUCGAAAUAUCCCUGGGAAAUCAACUGGGUCGGAACUUCAGCGAGACAUAGUCAAUCCUGAAGAUGUAAUAGUUAAAAGAAGAGCGGGAGAGGGAUUGAAACCAAUAUUUGAGAGGGAAGAAAUCAAGGGCACAGUAACCAAUGAAAAAGAAAUUGAAGAACAUCGUACUGUUGUGUCUGUAAAUAGUGAAACUAUAGAUAGCAAGUCGAAAACGUUUAAGAAACGUUCUACGUCUUCGAGUCCAAUCAAAACCCGAAGUUCUAGUCCUCGACACACGUCGUCUCGUCUUUCCAGGCAUGAAGACUCCAAACACGAAGACAAAAGAAGUUAUAGAAACGAUAGGGAACGAUAUUAUAGCAGAGACGAAGGUAAGGAGUAUAGAGACAGUUACAGAGAGAAAGAGAGACGACAUGCUCGCUCACGCAAUGUUGACGAAGAGCGGAGCAGAAAAGGUCGUGAUCACUCGCAUUCGAGGGAGAGGGAAGAACGCAGGAGAGAUUCCCAUCACAGGGAUGAAAGAUCUUAUCGAGAAUACCGAGAAAGAUCCAGAGAACGCUCUCGAGAUAGAAGAGACAGAGAUAGAGACAGAUCUAGGGAACAAAGAGUCCCUAUACCGCAUUACAUUGAACAAAUUCCUGUACCGAUUUGUUACGGUCAUUUUCCUCCGAGACCAAUAAUGAUGGCACCUUUGGUUCCAAUUCGUAGUCAAGUUCCUAUGGGAAGUAGUAGACACCCUACUAUGAUUGGGCCAUUACGUCCAUUCCCACCAAGAUUUAUUCCACCGGAUGUACAUAGACUACGUGCACCUCCAAAUCCUAGAUUUGGACCAAUGUUUUAAAAUAGUCAAUCGUUAGUGAUAAAAUUAUCUUAGAUUGUAUAUAUUUCUUCAUGUGAGCCAGAUUUUAAACUAAUCAAGAAGAACAUAAAUCUUCGUUGCAUACGAUAGUUAUAAAUUUAAGAUGCGUCUUAUUAAUGUGUAAAAUAGGUUGUUUUAUUCCAAUUUUAUUUUAAGUUAUUGUAAUCUCCUAUUAUAUAAAACGUCUACGUAUUCAACUAAAGGUUUUUACAGAUUAUACUUGAUGCCGAUUCA
Molecule: messenger RNA, 2157 nt
Organism: Megalopta genalis
Lineage: Eukaryota; Metazoa; Arthropoda; Insecta; Hymenoptera; Halictidae
Source: RefSeq, a predicted model, not a curated record